CCUGUGUCCCCCUGGACCUCCAGGUCCUCCUGGACGAGCAGGCUUUCCGGGCUUAAAAGGACAAGCAGGGGAGAAGGGAGCACCAGGCGAGCCAGGUCUGUCUAUCAUUGGACCAAGAGGACCUCCUGGACAACCUGGAACAAGAGGAUUUCCAGGCUUUCCAGGUCCAAUUGGAUUGGAUGGCAAGCAUGGACAGAACGGACCGAAGGGAGACAUGGGUCAGCGUGGUCCUAGAGGACUUCCAGGGGAACCUGGACCCAAAGGGGAGAAGGGCAUAUGUGGAGACUUCACACACCGGAAGCGGCGUAUUGUACAGCCCUGUGGUGGACAGUUGGCCACACAGGGCGAGCCUGGCAUGCAGGGACCCCCAGGACCUCCAGGGCCUCCCGGACCCCCAGGGACCCCAGGCCUGAAUGGAGCCAGUGGCCCACCAGGUAAGUCUGGUGAACCAGGCAAACCAGGAAAAGACCCAAGGCUUUUACCAGGACUGAAGGGUGAGCCAGGUGUGCCAGGACAAAAGGGUGAUCGAGGUGAUGUCGGCCCACCAGGUCCUGAAGGGCCAAAGGGAGUUAAGGGAGACCAAGGAAUUAAGGGAGAAGCAGGUUUCCCAGGCGCUCCUGGGUUAAAGGGUCAGGCUGGCAUCCCUGGUACCCCAGGCAUCCCUGGCAAGAGGGGCUACAGGGGUGACAAAGGCGACCAGGGAGAUAAGGGGGAAAUAGGUCCUGAAGGCUCAACUGGACCAAGAGGUCCUGCAGGCCCAACUGGGGAGCCAGGAAAGGCUGAAAUCCACAACAAUGAAAAUGAUAUUCGCAACAUACCUCUGAUGGGCCCCCCUGGAUUACCUGGACUUCCAGGACCUCCUGGACUCCCUGGUACCAAGGGUGAAGUUGGUCUACCAGGUUCUCCAGGACUGGACGGAGAAAAGGGACCCAGAGGGAAGCCUGGAGAGCCUGGUCCCACAGGCCUAGUCGGUCCUGAAGGUCCUAAAGGUCCUAAAGGGGAGAGUGGUGUCAUUGGCUUCCCGGGACCUAAGGGAGACAUUGGUCCACCUGGAUCACCUGGUUUAGAUGGCCCUACGGGUGAAAAGGGGGCUACAGGGGGCCCUGGCCCUAUUGGAAUAUCUGGCGCAAUGGGUCCCAAAGGAGAACCUGGAGAAGGAGGAAGGUCAGAAAUGGUAAAGAUCUAUGGUCCUCAAGGGCCUCCAGGACCUCCAGGACCAGUUGGCCCAGCAGGAUCUCAAGGACUUCCAGGGCCUAAGGGAGAACCAGGCAUGGGCAUCAGAGGAGAAAAGGGAGCAACAGGUCAGAAAGGCGAAAAGGGAGACAAAGGCCAUCUUGGACUCCCUGGGGCUCAUGGGUUAGACGGCAGUCCGGGUCCAGUGGUGCCAGGGCCAGCAGGUAUGCCAGGGCCAGCAGGACCAAAGGGAGAAAGAGGUGAAAGGGGAGAUGUGGGAUUACCUGGACCAAUUGGACCACAAGGCAUCCCUGGUUUAGCAGGACCACAAGGACUCAAAGGGAACCGGGGAGAGAGGGGCAAGAAAGGCAACAGGGGGGCCAAAGGGGAUAAGGGAGACCAAGGAGCACCUGGAUUAGAUGCCCCCUGUCCGUUGGGAGACGAUGGCUUACCUGUGCCAGGAUGUUGGAAUAAAUGACAAUAACAUUGGAAUGGCUUGUGUGAUUGUAAAUAGUAUAUUUAUUUUUUUACUUUUUCCCAAUUCUGCUAUCAUCGAGAAAAAAGUAAAAAUCCUAAAAAUAUAUGACAAAAUGUUUGUACAUAUUGUCUAUUUUAAUACGUAUAAUUAUGGAAAACUGCCAAAAAAUCAAAGGUAAAUAAAUAUAUGACUCAAAUAAAUUAAUAUGCCGUUAAACGCACCAAAAACAAUGUGGCAUAAAUUGACAUUUCUGAUUUAAUUUGCUUCUGUAUUAAUUAGAGAUGUACCAAUUGCAUGGCUAAUUCUGAUACAAGUUUUUAAAGGGCUGACCUACCAAUUCUGAUUUUAGCCAGUUCUGAUUUUCUUUCUUUCAAAGAACUAUAAUUGACAGCAUACACAAACAUUUUUGGAACGUUUUUUUAAUGGAAAAUUCUUUCUUUAAACACAUUUGGCCGGCACAGGAUCAGGUAUGUGACAGUGAUCGGCCCUGGCCAUGGCCGAUUAAGCUGAAAAUCAUCCGAUUCCAGUCACCAUCCAAUCAAUCUACUAUUAAUCCCCCUAUUUAUUUCCUUUGUCAUUUAAUUUUCCAUUUAAUCUAAUGAUUAAAUGAUUAUUUUAUUUUUGUAUUUAAAGUCCCCAUGAAAUCAAAAUCGAUGUUUAUUUGUUUUUAUUGCAAAUGCCUUGCACUAUAUGUCCCUAAUACACCAGCAUCUGGUCCAACAAUGAUAAACAAACAUUGUUUUGGAGGUAUUCUUGAUGGUAUUUUAGAGUUUGUCAUUACCUGGAAAACGAUUUUAAAAUGUUGAUGACAUCCUGCACUCGGGGGCGUGUAUUAAUUCAGCAUCCAAUGAAAAGCUUUCUAAUUUUUAUGAUGCCACUGGAGUGUAGUGUUUCUGGGGGCCAACCUCACUGAUUACUGUACAAAAACAAAAACAUAUCUUAACUGAUUUUGGUGAAACUGGAUCAUAUUUGAUGGAGAACAAUAUUUUCUGGUUCUCCCUCUGAUGUCCCCCGGCUGCCCUGCCUCAACUAUCUGUGAUUUACAGAGUUUGCUGAUGAACAGAUAGCUUUAGCUUGUUGCUAAAGUAAGAAGAUUGUCACAUACAUGUUGUGAAAUUCAUUCUCUGCAUUGAACCCAUCCCUCAAGGGAGCAGUGGGCAGCCACUAUGCAGUGCCCAGAGACCAACUCCAGAUGUAUAUAUCAGUGUUUAGUCAGUGGGCCUGGACUGGGAGCUACCUAACAUGUUUUUGAUGGUGGGGUAAAACAGAGCAUAACCACACAGGGAGAACAUGCAAACUCCACACAGAAAGGCCAGAACGACCGGGGUUUGAACCCACAACCUUCUUGCUGUGAGGCCACAGUGCUAUCCACUGGACCACCAUGCUGCAGCUAACUGCUACUAGCUGCUGUUAGUUAGCUGUCAUAUUAGCUGACUAUGCCUGGACUGGGAGCUCGGAGCACUGGGGAGUGUUUUAUGUUACACUUCUAAUAUUACUGAAGCCAUGGAGGUUUUCAGGCCAGGGGGCUUUAUACAGUCUAUGGCCAGGGAUGGGGGAGCGUGCAAUGACACCGCGUUCAGCAGCCUCCCAGUGAACACAGUCUAAACAGGAACACACAGUCUCAAAGACCAUCAGGGAAUACAGUACCGAGGUGAUUUACAGAGCUUCAGGAUGGACAGAUAGCUUUACUUUUUGCUAAACUGUUAACUGCUGCUAACUGUAUCUUUCUGCAUCUGUAGUUAGUUAGCUCAGGCUGCUAGCGGUCCUGUUAGCUGACUCCGGUCCCAAGGUUCCAAGACCCAAACCACGCAAGAAAACCACCCCGUCAAACUGGCCUCGGGGAAUCGGGGAAUGUGUUUAGACCCGGCUGCUGUGUUCACUCAGCGGGAGCUGGAACCAGUCUGCACAGAGUCUGCAUGACGGGUUGCGGGCGUAACGCAUAUUCAGCGCUAUUGGCUACUGCAAAAGUCAAUCAAUAUUUGCAACAAGUCCCUCCACUUUGUGUU
Messenger RNA from Micropterus dolomieu (smallmouth bass), 3657 nucleotides. It is a transcript of the gene col13a1, whose product is annotated as collagen, type XIII, alpha 1. Lineage: Eukaryota; Metazoa; Chordata; Actinopteri; Centrarchiformes; Centrarchidae. Bases 215 to 1651 code for a protein of 478 amino acids. The transcript has 39 exons. The record is from RefSeq and is a predicted model, not a curated record.